AUGUUGAUCCCUCUACGUUUCUCCUCAAAACCUUCCACGCUCCACAAAAGAGACUUUGGUGGGCACGGCAUUGCCAUCAUUGUGAUAAUCGUCGCUAUCUUUAGUGUAAGCUUGAUCUUGGUGAAAUAUUGCGCAAGGGUGGUGAAUGCCAAAAAGCCCAAAAGAUCCAGCGAUAAUUCAUCGAACGAUGGCCAAAUACUUGAGGAAAAUCAUCAGGUGUACACUGAAGACAACCUACCUCAUACUCCUCCUCCUGAAUAUGUAAGCGAUAUGCCAAUUCCUCCUCCUGCCUAUGUGAGAUGA
This is a messenger RNA of Sungouiella intermedia, 303 nucleotides long. Lineage: Eukaryota; Fungi; Ascomycota; Pichiomycetes; Serinales; Metschnikowiaceae. The record is from the annotation of a GenBank genome assembly.